Motacilla alba alba is the source of this 1776-nucleotide messenger RNA. Its product is annotated as G patch domain-containing protein 3-like. NCBI's taxonomy places the organism in Eukaryota, Metazoa, Chordata, Aves, Passeriformes, Motacillidae. The transcript is spliced from 7 exons. The record is from RefSeq and is a predicted model, not a curated record. Gene Ontology annotation, molecular function: nucleic acid binding. The coding region runs from base 28 to 1476 and encodes 482 amino acids. Gene Ontology annotation, biological process: negative regulation of RIG-I signaling pathway; positive regulation of DNA-templated transcription; negative regulation of type I interferon production.
ACCGCGCGUCAGCACCGGUGGGCCAAGAUGGCGGCGCCCAGCGGCAGCGGCGGCGAUGGCGGCGCGGCCCGGUACUGCCUGGUGAGCGGCAUCCCGGCCGCGCUCCGCUCAGCGCAGCUCCGCGCCUACUUCAGCCAGUUCCUGGAGGCCGGCGGCUUCCUCUGCUUCCACUACCGGCACCGGCCCGAGCGCCCGCCAGCGGGCGGCGGCGGCGGGGCCUCGGCGCCGCGCACCUGCUCCUGCCUGGUGUCCGUGCGGCCCGGCCGCGCCCGCCGCUUCGUCCGCAUGUACUCGGGCAAGCGCUGGGUCGGGCCCGGCGGCGCCGCGCUGCCCGGCCGCUGCCUCAUCCGCAGGGUGCGCCUGAGCGCCGGGACAGGCCCCGAGGCUCCUCCCGGCGGCCCGGCCGGGGCUGUUGUCACCGAGGCGGAGCUGAAGCGGCUGCCCGAGUUCAACCCGCCCUCCUUCAUGCCCCGCGGCAACGUGGGCACCCCCCUGGGCGAGUUCCUGGAGCUGAUCCGGGCCUGCAGGCUGCCCCCCCGGGUGAUCAGCAAGCUGCAGCUGUGCUUCCCCAGGACGGGCUCCUCCCGCAGGUACGGCAACGUGCCCUUCCAGUACCAGGGCACCGACACCCUGCCCGGCGAGGACAGAGUCUACACGGCUGCCGGGGAUGAGAUCACCGAGGGAGAGGAGCCCGUGGCGGCGCUGACUCAGCCAGCCCAGCCCCAUGAGGAUGAGGAGGAGCAGGAGGAAGAGCAGUCGAGCUCCGGUGACGAUGAUGACACGUGCGAGGAGUGGCAGCGGCACGCGGCGCUGCACGAGGACGUGACGCAGCAGGAGCGCGCGCGGGAGCGGCUCUUCGAGGAGGAGAUCGAGCUCAAGUGGGAGAAGGGCGGCUCCGGCCUCGUGUUCUACACGGAUGCCCAGUUCUGGCAGGAGCAGGAUGGAGACUUUGACGAGCAGACGGCCGACGACUGGGACGUGGACAUGAGCAUCUACUAUGACAAAGAUGGAGGGGACAAGGACGCUCGCGACUCGGUGCGGAUGUGGCUGGAGCAGCGGCUGCGGGCUGGGCUGGAGGAGGGAUCCGUGUCAGGGCAGCACAUUGGCACCUUCGAGAGGCACACCAAGGGCUUUGGCAGGAAGGUCCUGGAGCAGCAGGGCUGGACAGAGGGGCUGGGCCUGGGGAGCAACAACUCUGGCAUGGCAGAAGCUCUGGACAACGAGGGCCAGAACCCCCGGUGCAAGAGGGGGCUGGGGUACCACGGGGAGAAGCUGCCAACCUUUGUAAGGAGGAAGAAGCCCCGUGGUGACAGCUCUGUUGUCAUCUCCACCAUCUACGAUGACCCUGAGCCCCAGGACAUGGGUGACCAGCUGCUCAGGCGCCAGCCCCCCACGGCCAUGAAGUACAGACAGGACAUGGCCUUUGUCCGAGCGUCCCAGCCCGCCCUGGGCAGCCUCAGCGCCCAGCCACGCUGAGCAGGGACUGUCACAGCCUCUGUCCUGCUCCCCAGUCCAGGCUGGCUCCUGGUCUGAGCGGAAGCAGGGUGUUUUUGUAUUUAUUUUUGGUAAAAAUACAGAUUUGUAAUUAAAAUCGCCACAGUGUUUUUUUUUUUCCCCCCACAAAUUGAACCCUUCAAAUGAAAGGAAAUGAUGUUCUGUGUGAAUGAAGAAGGAUUUAGGGUGAUUAACACUUACAUUCAUGCUGGGAUCAACCAAAUGUGUGCGUUUGUGAGGCUGAGGAAGCAGAACUGCAGCCGAGGAGUAGGGGAAGGACAA